This is a messenger RNA of Sphaeramia orbicularis (orbiculate cardinalfish), 1806 nucleotides long. Its product is annotated as proto-oncogene c-Fos-like. The record is from RefSeq and is a predicted model, not a curated record. Gene Ontology annotation, biological process: regulation of transcription by RNA polymerase II. Gene Ontology annotation, molecular function: RNA polymerase II cis-regulatory region sequence-specific DNA binding; DNA-binding transcription factor activity, RNA polymerase II-specific. Gene Ontology annotation, cellular component: nucleus. NCBI's taxonomy places the organism in Eukaryota, Metazoa, Chordata, Actinopteri, Kurtiformes, Apogonidae. The transcript is spliced from 4 exons. Bases 148 to 1287 code for a protein of 379 amino acids.
CUCUUCACUAUCUGCACAGUUACCAUAUAUAUGAACCUGGCAAAUGGAAUAUAAAUAGGCAUCCAGGCAUCAGACUUUUUUUACGCAGAACAGAUAGAGAGACUCUUUUAUGCUGUGAUUUUUUUUUUUUUUUUUAGAGCUGACAACAUGCAUCCAGACUCCAGCACUGAGUUCGACUCAUCGUCCAGCUGUAGCACAGCAUCGCCUGGCGGGGACACCCCUGGGUGCAACCAGCAUCCUCCUGACUCGCUUUCAUCAUCAGUGGACAGCGCCAAGGAGACUGGGACCAGUGUAGCAGACUCAUCUGUUCCCAUUGAGACCUCGCCGGAUCUGAGGUGGAUGGUGAAACCCACGAUAAUCACAUCUGUCUCCCAGUCGUCAAGCCGCGCAAAAGCCAAAUCUCACGGCGCCACCCAGUCGUCUUCCCCGGCAGGUGCAAACAAGGCGAAGCCCUCUAAUAGAAAAGGGCAGAAAGAGCAGCCUUCCAAAGAGGAGGAGGAAAGGAGGAGGAUCAGGAGGGAGAGGAACAAAAUUGCUGCAGCAAAAUGUCGCAACAGACGGAGGGAGCUAAUAGACACUCUGCAAGCUGAGACAGACCAGCUUGAAGAAGAGAAAUCAGCCCUUCAGACAGAGAUAGCUGAUCUGCUAAAAGAGAAGGAGAGGCUGGAGCAGGUCUUAGCCUCUCACAAACCAUCCUGCAAACUUCCCUCUGAGAGUGAAAACAGUGAGGAGGAAAAUGAAGAUGAUGGCACCACAAUGCUGCAGGACCCUCCGACCUCCCCACAUCUGCUGUCCAUGCUAGACACUGGAAAAAACGCAGAAGUCAGCACACCAAUUGGAGAUGCCCCAAUUGGCCAAGACAUGGACAAUGUCCCCUGUAAUCCUGCAGCAGCCAUUUUGGGAAACUCCAACAUCCUCCUGUGUUCAAGUGUAGAGGAAGAGGCUCUCGAGGACUUAAAGGGAGAUGACCUGGACGACUUGGUGCCGAGCCUGGAAAUGGCAGUGACAGCCGACACAGCUGCUUCAGUCCCUGACAUAGACCUGAGCAGCCCCUUCUGCCUCUCAGACUGGGAAACCCUGUAUAAGUCUGUGGCAAAUGACCUUGAAUCUCUGAGCACACCCAUCAUGUCUUCCAGUCCCACUUGUAGCAAUUACCGCACAGUGUUUUCCUUUAAUUACUCUGAAAUUGAUUCCUUAGUUGAGGGCUGUGAGAGCCUCAAAGGAACCCUUGGUGCAUCUGAGUUCAUGAAAGAUAGUUUGAACUCUCCAACACUCCUGGCCUUGUGAAUGCAAAGAAGUUAUGCAACAAUACUGUAAUUGUAUUCUGACCAGCCAGCAAGCUACGCUCUCACUCAAAUAAUCUUUUGUAGUUUCAGUUGUGAUGUUGUGUUAACCUUAACAUCAGAGGUUGUGUAGAUGACAUGUUUCUGUGACUGUAACAGGGUUGAAUUCUUCCAUAUUGUUAGUGCAAAUCUCUGAGAUUGAGAAAAAAAUGCAUGCAAAAAAUUGUCUGUAAGAAGAGGUUGUGUUUUUUAAACCCCUAAAUGUGAAGUGAAACCAGAUUAUGCUCAAUAACCUAUGUAUAUGUUAUACUGUUGACAAAGUUGUGCUGUACAAGUAAAACUAACAGGGUUACUAAUGUGUAGCGUAUCGAUGUAACAUCUUGCUGUAAAGUGUCAAUGAAAAAAAAUCAUCUCAUGUAUUUUAUCAAAAUGUAUUUUAUGACAUAUAGUUUAUUUUUUUACUUACUGAAAAGAAUCUGAUGCAGAACAAGUAUUAUGCUGAAAAUAAAAAGAAACAACCAUG